CCCAAAUUUUCACCUCACUUCGCAGCCUUUCUUUCUCAUUCGUCAGUCGCAACCAAAAGAAAUUGUAUAUUUUCUCACUUUCUAACCUUGAAAAUAAUUUUCCCGAGAAAAUCAAAACCAAACAGCAAAUAAUGGACUCGACGCCAGUGAACUGGGAAGCUCUAGACAGACUCAUACUAGAUUUUGCAAAAUCAGAGAAUUUAAUCGACGACUCCGCUUCAACAUCAAUAAUAUCCUCUCCAUCCUCUUCUCCUCCAAGUUUCUCUUCCUCUUAUCAAUCACGAUUCAUCAUUCGCCAGAUCAGACGGUUCUUAGAGUCCGGUGACAUUGACUCUUCUCUUCAUCUUCUCCGCUCCCACGCUCCUUUUAUUCUCGAUGAUCAUCGUCUCCUGUUUCGCUUACAGAAACAGAAAUUUAUGGAGUUAUUAAGGAGAGGAACGGACGAGGCGAGGGAUUCUGCUAUUGAAUGCACAAGGACGGCUCUCGCUCCAUGUGCACUUGAUGCGUAUCCGGAAGCAUAUGAGGAAUUUAAGCAUGUUCUCCUUGCCUUUAUAUACGACAAAGAUGAUCAAAAUUCUCCUGUGGCAAAUGAGUGGUCUGAAAGGAGGAGGUUUGAAAUUGCUGGAUUAAUGUCCUCAGUCUUAAGAGCUCAUUUACAGGCAUAUGAUCCAGUCUUUUCUAUGACAUUAAGAUAUUUAAUAAGCAUACACAAGGGGUUUUGCAUUCGUCAAGGUAUUUCAUCACCCAUUUCAGAUCUUACUGAAAGGUUGCUCCUUGAAGAGCGUGAUCCUCCUGCUGUUCCACAAGAGAGUUUUUAUGAAGCACCUCCAUUUGAUGAGGUGGACAUACAAGCACUUGCACAUGCCGUGGAGCUUACGAGACAAGGGGCAAUUGACAGCUUGAGAUUUGCUAAGGGAGACCUGUUUCAGGCAUUCCAGAAUGAGCUAUGUCGGAUGAAGGUGGAUGUUUCAAUGCUUGAUGAGCUUGUUCAUGAGUAUUGUGUCUACAGGGGUAUUGUCGAUUCUGGUCUUGCAUUGCCUUCUGUACCAGGAUUAAAAACCCUCGCCGAGCCUUUAAAAGUUGGUCAAUCAGAGCCGGGCUAUUGUUCCUCAAGGAACUACUCUUUUGAGGGUGACAAUACUAACAGUAAACAUUCAGAUGGUGAAACUUCUGUAAGCAAUGCUCAUAUGAAUGGCUCUCCUGAGGAUAGUGUGGAUGUGAAUAGCAUACAAGGAACUGAUGUUGAGUUAAGAUAUGCUUGUGAAUCAACAAACUGUUAUGAGGAUUGCAGCACCAGCGGAUCACAUCAAGCAGGAAUUUCCAAAGUUCUCCAAAGAAACAGAAAUUAUACAACUGGAGAAAGGAGCAAACGCAAGCGAUGGAGGGGGAGGCAAGAUGACGAAGACUAUAAGCAAGAUGUUAAUGCCACCAGUACAAAUUUAUCCAGGGAACAACAGAAUAUUUAUCUGCAGGGCCUGGAAAAGCAUCCUUCAGCAGACAUAAAGAGUAGAGAUGAUAAAUAUGAGAUUGUACUUGGGAUGAAGGAACUGGCAGGUAGAGGAAUGGCAGCAGAGGUCGUGGAAGAAGUUACUGCUUUGGAUCCAAACUUUUUUCUGCAAAAUCAUAUCUUGCUCUUCCAGUUGAAACAAGUUGAAUUCCUUAAACUGGUUAGCUCUGGUGAUCAUUCAAGUGCUCUAAGGGUUGCAAGCUCACACUUAGGGCCCAUAGCAUCAAGAGAUCCUUCUUUGUUGAAGCCCUUGAAGGAGACUUUGUUGGCAUUGCUCUGGCCUAAUGAAGAUGCCCUUGGAAAAGGGUUGCCUUUACAUGCUCUUUCAACUUCUCUUCAGUUUGCGAUAGGUCGGAAGCUUGGUGUUGAAGAACCGCAGCUUAUGAAGCUGAUGAGAGCAACCCUCCAAACUCACAAUGAGUGGUUUAAACUUCAAAUGUGCAAAGAUCGUUUUGAAAGUCUUCUAAGGAUUGAUUCUUUGAAAGAUGUUAAUACUCCCUUGAUUUCUGCUUGUUCCAUGUCGAAGUCAAAUGCUGAUAGCUGCACCCAUGGAUCCUCCCAAGUUACAAUAUCUUCCAGCACUAGGGUUUCAGAAGAUGGUAGCAGCGCAACUCAAGAGUCAUCUAGAGAUGUUUGUGAUGAAAAUGCAAUACUAAAAGUUAUGGAAUUUCUUGCGCUGCCAAGGGCUGAUGCUAUCCAUCUUCUUGCACAGUACAAUGGAAAUGCGGAGACUGUCAUCCAGCAAAUAUUCGCUUAGUUUGGGAUUGAAAACUGUAUUGAUAACUGAUAAAUUCGUUUUUUGACUUAGAAACGUUUUUUUUUAUUCAUUCUGUGACAUAGAAGUUGAUAUUCAAUCACUUGCACAAGGAAGGCCAUAAUAACCAUCCACCGAACAGCGGCCUACUUUCUUGAUUUCUGUAUACUUCGGUCGUGAUUUUCUUGUCAGAAAGCAAAGCUUAAAAGAUUAUAAUAUCACCCCUGAUUUGAGUGUGUGGUGGUUAUGAA
Molecule: messenger RNA, 2512 nt
Organism: Populus trichocarpa (black cottonwood)
Lineage: Eukaryota; Viridiplantae; Streptophyta; Magnoliopsida; Malpighiales; Salicaceae
Exons: 12
Coding region: 132-2264 (710 amino acids)
Biological process (GO): proteasome-mediated ubiquitin-dependent protein catabolic process
Cellular component (GO): nucleus; cytoplasm
Source: RefSeq, a predicted model, not a curated record